Molecule: messenger RNA, 1161 nt
Organism: Diaporthe citri
Lineage: Eukaryota; Fungi; Ascomycota; Sordariomycetes; Diaporthales; Diaporthaceae
Exons: 1
Coding region: 1-1161 (386 amino acids)
Source: RefSeq, a predicted model, not a curated record
AUGGCCUUUGUCCCGGAACGUUGUGCAGAUAUGCACAAUGCACUGUUACGACGAGCCACCGAGCACGACCCGACCGCCGUCACGGAGCGGACGCUGGUGAACCGGUUUCUGGAGGCUGCCCCCGAAUUCGCAAACAUAGACGGCCUUGAGGAGCUGCCCAUCUACCGCUUCUUCUCGUCCAUAGAGACGACCCUUUCGCCGCCAGGGCGAGGUCCAGGCGCGCUGACGCCGCACAUGCUCCAGCCCGAUCCGUUGGGCUUUUGGAGUCCCACCUUUGCCGUCUAUGAACGGCCCGAGAUCAUCCUACUCUACGGCCAGAACACCGGCGAGCCUACGGAUGGCGGCUUAUUUCUCAACCUCCAGAGCUGCCGGGUGGUCUGGCACUGGGCGCCCUGGCCGUUCCCUGCCGACGGGGAAUGGAUCGCCCUCGACUUCGCCUUGCAGCAAUCCAUCGACAAGUGGAACUCUGGGAAAUACUUUUGGGAUGCCGCACAGCGCAUCAUUGACGUGCGGCCUUGGACCGACAACGACCUGACCGAUGCUCUCUCGUCAUGGGACCGCCUCCUCAACAGCAUCGAGCAGAGACUUCCACAGCCCGCCCAGAGACGCGACCCCCUCCAGCUGGACCCAGAGACCAGGACGGCCUUCCGCAUGAGCACUUUUGCAGCCGAGUUCCUCUCGCGAGCCCCACGGCCCGGUUUCACAUUUGUCGCCCCGGGGAUCACGGCGUUCUCCACCGACAGCCUCGCCGAGCUGUACGCGUCCGAGAGCCAGCACGCGCCCCGGCGCUCCCACCCCACCGGCGCAGGAGAUCCGGACGGGGACGAGUGGGCGAGCCUCGUCCUUCCCGCGGCCCGGCCCGUGGCCGACAGCGUCCCGCGCCGGUACCAGGACUUUGACAGGCCCUGGGGCUUUGGCAAGUUCACCGUGGGCCGCCGCGCCGGCCUCUACGUCGUCGCCGAGGUCUCGGACGCGGGGGACUUCACGGGCCGUUGUCCCUGGGGGCAUAGGCGGCCGCCUCGCCUUGCCGAGAUACUGGCCCAUUGGGCAUCGCUCGUCGAGUCUGGCACGUGGGCAGUGGGUGCGGAUGGGGUUGCGGACGUGGACGACUGGUUUGACCGGCGGCUGGACGCCGCAAAACUAAGCUGGAACGCGUUGUAG